This is a messenger RNA of Heterostelium album PN500, 1149 nucleotides long. Its product is annotated as FNIP repeat-containing protein. The transcript has 3 exons. Bases 1 to 1149 code for a protein of 382 amino acids. Lineage: Eukaryota; Evosea; Eumycetozoa; Acytosteliales; Acytosteliaceae. The record is from RefSeq and is a predicted model, not a curated record.
AUGGAUAAUGUUUUACAUAUAUUAGUAAAUCUACCUCAUAUUCUAUUAUCAAAGAUUACAAAUCAUCUAAAAGAUAAUAUAGAUAGAAUAUGUUUUACAUUAGUUUGUAGUCGAUGGUUCAGUGAAAGAGAUAAAUAUCUAUCUUUUAAUAAAGAUAAAAUACUUGUUGAUAUUAUACAAAAGAAUGACCAAUUCUAUUUGAAAUCAUAUCAAUGUUUAAUGAGCAAAUCAUUGGAAAGCAAGGAUACAUGUACUCUAAUCAUUGAUAAUGAUCAAAUGACACCAGGUGUCCUUCCAAGCACGUUGGAGAAUUUGAUACUCGGAAGUAAAUUUAAUCAACCACUUGAACCUGGUGUUUUACCAGCAUCUCUACGAGUCCUCGUAUUUAAAGGUCUUGCCUUUAAGCAAAAUCUUCAAGUUGGAUCACUUCCUCCGAAUCUAGAGGUACUUGAAUAUACAGGAUUUAGAGGUCCCAUCACCAGUGAAGUAUUGCCUUCCACUCUACAUACCCUGGUCUUUAUUCCGAUAUCAUGGGCACCAGCAAUACAGUCGCAUCCAAAUCUGAAAUCACUGACAUUCUGGGAACCAUACAUCGAUGAUAUCUUUGAGAAUGAAAUAUUAUGUCUCAGUGAUUUGCCAACCUCUCUAACCAAGCUAUGUAUAAAUACACAUAUCACCCUAUCUUCAGUGUUGUCUCCGUCAAUCAAAUAUCUCGAGCUUGCUGUAUGUAAAGCAGAUGGCAUAUUCAAUGAAGCCUCAAAGUAUCAAUUUGAAACCUUAAAGCUUGCAUUGUCAGUGUCACUCGAAAAUAUAAGUGUCAAACAUCUUGAAAUUGACAAUGAUAGCCGUACUGUCGAAAUUCCGCACGAUGUUGAGACACUGGGUAUCAUUUUGUAUUCAGAACCUUUUACUUUUCACAAUGCUAUUCCUCCAUCAGUGAAAAAGUUGAUUGUUGGCUCUAAUCUAAAUGGUUUCGUUGGUUUUGAGAACUAUUUUUCCUCAGAUAUUAUCACUAGCUCCAUAGAGGAAUUGAGGAUCAACUAUGAUCAACCACUAUUUUCGAGUGGAAGCGGUUUUAGAAAUUUGAAUCCAUCAUGGAGUUUUCCAAUUCAUUGUAUUCCCAAUAGUCUUGUACUCAAUUUUUAUUAG